This is a messenger RNA of Nicotiana tabacum (common tobacco), 687 nucleotides long. NCBI's taxonomy places the organism in Eukaryota, Viridiplantae, Streptophyta, Magnoliopsida, Solanales, Solanaceae. The record is from RefSeq and is a predicted model, not a curated record.
AUGCCAGGUUGGAUUAGUGAGGAUAUAUGGACUAAACUAACUGAGUAUUGGACCUCCGUGGAAUUUAAAAAGAAAAGUGAAUUGGCAAAGGCAGCCCGUUUGUCUGACAAAGAUGGCUCCUUGCACACGGGAGGUUCAAUAAGUAUGGGGGCUCAUCGAAGAAGAUUAGAAAAGUCUUUAAAAAGACCAGCUACUCAAGAUGAGGUAUUUGAGUAUACACAUAUGAAGAAGCUAAAGAAUGGAACAAAGACAACUUGGAUCGAGCCACGAGCCGAUACAACCUAUGAGAAUUUUAUGGACUUGUGGAUUAAGGCGGCUGGUGGCGUACAUAAGGGAAGAGUUUAUGGCCUUGGAUCCGAGUUUAGUUCUAGUCGUCGGUCUUUUGGAUCUGGUGGUUCUUCUUCCUCAAGGUCCUCAAUUAAUCAGGAUGAGUUUGAGCUAUUGAAUAGAAGAAUAGCAGAGAUCAUUGAGUUGUAUGCACAGGAAAGGACUGUGCGAGAAGAGGAGGCAAAGCGAAGGGAGGAAGAAGAUAGGCGGAGGGAGGAAGAAAUGAGGCAAAAUGAUGCUGCAUUUGCACGUGUUACUGGUGACGUUGAAAGCCUCAAGACCCAACUAAACUCCCUCUUAGCAUCUGGUGCAUUUUCUCUACCACGUUCUCCAUCGCGCUCUAACAAGACUAAGGAGUAG